AUGCUUCAUGGAUUACCACAGGUAUUUACUGUAGUUAAAUUUCACCCAAUAGGCUGCUCAAUUUAACCGCGGAGUCGCAUAUAAAGGUACCAAAGUUAUUUUAAGCGGUUAUUGUGCAAGUGUAACACUCUUUAAAUUCCUUUCGCAAGGGUUUGUCAACUGUUGCGGGUAUUAGGGAACGUGCGCGUUGUAGACCGGACGGUCUGACUAGAAGGUAACUCGUGUUGCUAGUAACAGAUGUAAACUGCUUCGCCCUCCAGUCUGCGCCAAACCCCCGUUAAUGUUACCUCUGAUACUUUAGGUCACCCGGCCACCGAAGUCGACAUCAUCGGAGCGGAAGCCAUCACAAGUCAAAUCAUGGCUACCGUCAUCGACGAGAUAGGUCAUCUUCGCGGUCCAAAAAGCACCAAGAUCGCCACAACCGCCACAAUGACUACAAAGAUCACAAAUAUUCCAGGUCCUCUAAACGGAAUGUCUCACCAUUCAGUGCCGCCAGACGUCCGCCAGAAGGUGCCGAGGAUGAUUGA
Molecule: messenger RNA, 527 nt
Organism: Spirometra erinaceieuropaei
Lineage: Eukaryota; Metazoa; Platyhelminthes; Cestoda; Diphyllobothriidea; Diphyllobothriidae
Source: the annotation of a GenBank genome assembly